AUGUCUGACCAGGAGGCAAAACCUUCAACUGAGGUUGGGGAUAAGAAGGAAUGAGAAUACAUUAAACUCAAAGUCAUUGGACAGGAUAGCAGUGAGAUUCACUUCACAAUGAAAAUGACAACACAUCUCAAAAAACUCAAAAGAAUCAUAGUCAGAAUUGCUGAUAAUCACACUCCAAAAGAACUGGGAAUGGAGGAAGAAGAUGUGAUUGAAGUUUAUCAGGAACAAACGGGGUCAUUCAAUUAUGAGAAAGGAUCGGGAGUGGAAGCUGAGGGGAAGGAAAGGCUGCUUCAGGCCUGGCUGCUGCUGCGGCUCCACCGAGGUCUCCAGGAACUGGGCUCAGUCCUCCACUCCGGCGCACACCGUCUUUGA
Zalophus californianus (California sea lion) is the source of this 372-nucleotide messenger RNA. Its product is annotated as small ubiquitin-related modifier 1-like. Gene Ontology annotation, biological process: protein sumoylation. Gene Ontology annotation, cellular component: nucleus; PML body. The record is from RefSeq and is a predicted model, not a curated record. Gene Ontology annotation, molecular function: ubiquitin-like protein ligase binding; protein tag activity. Lineage: Eukaryota; Metazoa; Chordata; Mammalia; Carnivora; Otariidae.